Molecule: messenger RNA, 1353 nt
Organism: Aspergillus luchuensis
Lineage: Eukaryota; Fungi; Ascomycota; Eurotiomycetes; Eurotiales; Aspergillaceae
Exons: 4
Coding region: 1-1353 (450 amino acids)
Biological process (GO): carbohydrate metabolic process
Molecular function (GO): polygalacturonase activity
Source: RefSeq, a predicted model, not a curated record
AUGACCUUGUCAACCUCCUUUCUCGUGGCAACUUACCUUCUCUCAAUUACCAACUCGGUCCACGCCCAACUCACAGGAUCUGUUGGACCCUUGACUUCCGUCUCAGACAAGGCCGCCGUCAAGACGUGCAAUGUCCUGGACUACGGAGCCAGCUCAGAUAACACCACCGACGUGGGACAACCCAUUAUCGACGCUUUUGCUGACUGCGGUAGCGGCGGUCUCAUUUACGUCCCUGAGGGUGACUAUCUCUUGAAAAAUUGGGUCUCCUUGGAGAAUGGGUCUGCUUGGGCUAUCCAGCUCGAUGGCGUCCUCUACCGCGACUCGUCGCCUUCCUCCCAGUCAUACAUGUUCGAGAUAAGCGGUGGCAGUGACUUUGAGCUCUUUAGUUCAAACGCAACGGGUGCUAUUCAGGGUAGCGGUUACCUUUACCACCGUGAUGAUACUUACACCGGUCCCCGGAUGCUGCACAUUUCCGAUGUGUCGGAUUGGUCCGUCCAUGACCUGGUAUUGGUCGACUCGCCCAUGUUCCACUUCGUCAUUGACGGCGGCUACAAUGGAGAAGUGUACAAUAUGGCUAUCCGCGGUGCCGACCACGGUGGUCUGGACGGUAUCGAUGUGUAUGGUGACAAUAUGUGGAUUCACGAUAUUAUGGUCACCAACAAAGACGAAUGUGUCACAACCAAGACCAACUCCCACAACUUCCUGAUCGAGAACAUCUACUGCAACUCCAGUGGCGGAUGUGCCAUCGGAUCCCUCGGUUCCGGCGCCAACGUCAGCAACAUUGUCUACCGCAAUGUCUACACCUGGGACUCGAACCAGAUGAUGAUGAUCAAGAGCAAUGGUGGCUCGGGCGAUGUAUCCAACGUCGUUUUUGAGAACUUCAUUGGCCACGGAAACGCCUACUCCCUCGACCUCGACAGCUACUGGAGCAGCAUGGAUGCAAUCGACGGUGACGGCAUCAACUACCACAACAUUACAUUUCAGAACUGGACGGGAACCGCCGUCGAUGGCGAAACCCGGCCGCCUAUCCGGGUCAUCUGCCCUGAAGACACUCCUUGCACCGAGAUCAACCUCGUCCAGAUCGACCUGUGGGUUGAGGAAGGUGCUUACGAUGAGUAUGUCUGCAAGAAUGCCUACGGAUCCGGCUACUGCCUCGACUCUGCCACUGGCACUUCGACUCCUUACACUACAACUACUUAUGUGAACACUGCUCCGACGGGAUACGAGGCCCCCACUAUGACUGAUGAUUUGACCACCGCGUUUGGCACGUCGGCUUCAAUCCCGAUUCCUACCAUUCCGGCGUCGUUCUUCCCUGGUGUGGCGCCGAUUAGCGCCUUGGCUGGGAGUUCUUAA